Molecule: messenger RNA, 2117 nt
Organism: Rhipicephalus sanguineus (brown dog tick)
Lineage: Eukaryota; Metazoa; Arthropoda; Arachnida; Ixodida; Ixodidae
Exons: 3
Coding region: 45-1292 (415 amino acids)
Molecular function (GO): lipid binding
Source: RefSeq, a predicted model, not a curated record
CUGUAGCGCUUAGCUUUGCUAGCUGGCGCAUCUUCCAACCGAAGAUGGCGGCACCACGGAAAGUCGUCGCUCGCGCAGCUCCGUUAAUCGCCGCGCUGUUGGUACACGCCUGCUGGCAGCCGGUCGAGUCUGUUUCGCUGGAGCGGUACCUACAGGACCCGCUUCCGGUACCCGACUUCAACAUAUCCACUCGCUCGUCCCUGGUAACAGUACGCGGUCGCUUCUGGGACCUGCAGCUGCACGGGCUGUCGGCGACCCGGCUAGAACGGGCCACGGCCAACCUGACCGGACAGACGGUGGAACUUGCCACGCGCACCGAUCUGGUCUCGCUGCGCGGUCAGUACGUGCUGAGCGGGGACUUCGCCUUCGUCUCGCUGCACGGCAACGGCACCUUCUGGAUGAACGCCGCCAAUGCGGUGGCGACGGCUCGCGCAGAGCUGGAGCGAGGACCCCACGGGGGACCUUGGGUGCGAACGGUGAGCGCCAAGCUGGAAGUGGACGACAUCAACCUGCACAUGGAGAACCUGAUGGGCGGCGGCCGCUGGUCGACAUUCAGCAACUCGUUGCUCAACCAGAUCAGCGGCACGGUCUUCAAGCAGGCCGAGCAGUCUCUGCGAGGCGAGAUCGAGGAGAACGUGCGGCGGCGCGUGAACGAGGAGCUGUCUCGUGUGCCGGUGAACCUGACGGCCGCUCGCUCCGAGCGGCUGGUGGACGCCCUGCUGGAGCGCACCGCCGAGCAGCUGCUGCUCGUCGACCCGUACUCGUUGCCGGACCAGGCGCGCUCCUUCGACCAGGACCUGCUCGUACUUCGCGCGCAGGGAGAGAUGCGCCUCGUGGACGGCACGCUACACGGCCUGUCCACCAUUCGACGCACGGGAGAGGUGCUCGCCUUCUACCAGGACGGCACGCUUCUGCUUGAGGCGGACGUGGGCUUCUCGAACCUGACGGGUCACUGGCGCUGGUGGGCGCAGCUGCUGGGCGCUGGCCCCUCGGGCGACGCCUCGCUCGGCGUGCAGGGCCUGUCGCUGCACCUGCGACUCGCGCUGCCCCUGCAAGAAGGGGGCAGCCCCACCGUGCUGGGACCCGUGCGGCUCGAGGCCCUCGAGCUGCGCGACAUCGGCCAGGUGUGGCUCAACCUCGGCGGCCUGGGCACGUUUGACUUCUUGCUCGAGGCGCUCGUCAACCUCGUCACCAACGUGUUCAAGUGGUCGCUCGCCGAGGCCGCCCUCGAAGCUGUGGCCGUCGCCCUGAGGACGGAGAUCGCCCAACUGCCACCCUUCGAGCUGCGCUAGAACGAGCACGUGCCGAGCGCAGGACUCGUGAAAUACUCGAGACAGUUCCUAAACAGUGUCGUCUGGACAGCUGGGAAUUUGUGUGCUCUUGAAGUGGCCAACACUUCUAUCGCAAUCCGCAUUUCGCGUAUUCUAGUGUAUUCGUGCAGAUAAGUUGGUCGGUCAGCUGAUUGGAUCCCGGCAGUGUGGCUAAAUCCGCUCCGGGGUACAGGCCUCGAAUUGGGCGGCAUUAAUUGUCAAUGGAGAUAGUACUGUCCUCUAAGCAUGGCUUACGUCCACUUUGGUGGAUUGGCCACCAGGGCUAGACAAAAUGAUUAGUGAACUGUGUUAUUAAUGAGAAAUUGAGGAUCAGCCGAAAUAAAUAUACAGUAAUAUGCAUACAGUCCAACCGCGAUGUAACGAACACGGACAUAACGAAUUAUCGGUUAUAACGAGGCAUGUGAAGAAUAGUCCGGCCCCAAAAAACAGCGUGAGGAAUAUACGCUUAUAACGAAUUUUCGGAUAUAACGAAACCAUUUCCGUGUCAGACGCGACUUUUACUGUACCAAUUCAGUUUUUGGUAAGGAAACCAUCUGAAUUCAACUACGAACUUUCCAGCGGCUCUGCAGACAUACCUAUGUCAACUUACUAAUGAGGACGCUUCCUAAGACGUAAUAUUAAAAAAAUAAAUGCUUCCAAAUGGGACGCGUCUUUUUGUUCUCCUCCAGAACAAUGGAGCGUACGAAAGGUGCCCAUGAGCAGGCACAACUAACAAAAGAGGAAAUGAGGAAACGUGGUAUUCCUUAAAAUUUAUGAUUCCCAUUGUGUGGCAGGCAGGGGCGUAGC